UCUCUGGUCAGCAGACAGUUCAGGAUACAGAUUCUCCAAGGAUGAAUGUUCACCGUGUCAGUGAUGGUGACAGGUUAUUGCGGCAGGAGGCCAGCCGCCUAGUGGAUGAUGCUUCAACUGCAACUCAAGAAAAAGAUGCAAGUAGCCUGGCUUCAUCUGGUCUUCAAAAUCUUACUUAUCCCCUAGGUCCCAGGAGUGAUGAACUUUCACUUGACUAUGCCUCCCAGCCAGCAAAUCUUCAGUUCUCUCACAUGAUGCUGCUUCCCGAAGACAUCAAAGGCUCUUGCUUCUCACCUGGGACUAAACGGAACCAUGAACCCUUUAUUGCUCCAGAACGAUUUGGAAACAGCAGUGUGGGCUUUGGCAGUAACUCCCAUUCCCAAGCACCAGAGAAAGUCACACUUCUUGUAGAUGGCACACGUUUUGUUGUGAAUCCACAAAUUUUCACUGCUCAUCCUGAUACCAUGUUGGGAAGGAUGUUUGGACCAGGAAGAGAGUACAACUUCACAAGGCCCAAUGAAAAGGGCGAGUAUGAGAUUGCUGAAGGAAUCAGUGCAACAGUGUUUCGCACAGUGCUGGAUUAUUAUAAAACUGGCAUCAUCAAUUGUCCUGAUGGCAUCUCUAUUGCAGACCUUAGAGAUACAUGUGAUUAUCUCUGCAUUAACUUUGACUUCAACACCAUCAGGUGUCAAGACCUGAGUGCGUUACUGCAUGAACUCUCUAAUGAUGGUGCUCACAAGCAGUUUGAUCACUACCUCGAAGAGCUGAUCCUUCCCAUCAUGGUGGGCUGUGCCAAGAAAGGCGAGCGAGAGUGCCACAUUGUUGUGCUGACAGAUGAGGAUUCUGUGGACUGGGAUGAAGACCACCCCCCACCCAUGGGGGAAGAAUAUUCCCAAAUUCUGUAUAGCUCCAAACUGUACAGAUUCUUCAAAUACAUUGAGAAUCGAGAUGUUGCAAAAACAGUGUUGAAGGAACGGGGCCUGAAAAACAUUCGCAUUGGAAUUGAAGGUUAUCCUACCUGUAAAGAAAAGAUUAAGAGAAGACCUGGUGGCCGGUCUGAAGUCAUCUACAAUUAUGUGCAGCGCCCCUUUAUCCAGAUGUCAUGGGAAAAGGAAGAAGGCAAGAGUCGCCAUGUGGAUUUCCAGUGUGUUCGAAGCAAAUCCUUAACUAAUUUGGUAGCUGCUGGAGAGGAUGUUUUGGAGGACCAGGAGAUAAUAAUGCACCACCCACCCCAAGUGGAUGAACUUGAUCGGCUGAAUGCCCCACUGUCUCAGAUGGAGUCUAAUGACUUUCAGGAGUAGGGCCAGCUGUGGGUCCCCUCCUUUCUAGAGCUUUUCCUCUGGACUGCCCACACCCAGUCCUUCCCAGGGUUUGUCUCAUUCUGAGAAGGGGAUGUAUUUCUCCCCCAUCCUUUCCCUUUCUCCCAUAAUUAAUGUGUCCUUUUCCAUAAGUGCAUACCUCCAGCAGGAGGUGAAAAAGGACUAGUAAGCAAGCUACCAACUUUGUAGCAACCCUGAGAACUUGAAAAUUUUGUGUCUGGUGCUGUUCAUUGAGUCUGUAACUGCAAAAGCAGGAAGGGAAAUCAAGGCUCCUGUUGCCUCAUAUUCAGCAAAACAGUCCUUUGUCCUUAACACCCAGUUGUUGAUUUUUGUUAGUUUUGUUUUAUACCAGGCAAAUCACUUAGCAACAAAGGGACCAAACU
This is a messenger RNA of Chrysochloris asiatica (Cape golden mole), 1702 nucleotides long. RefSeq names its product potassium channel tetramerization domain containing 20 (gene KCTD20). Gene Ontology annotation, cellular component: cytoplasm. Lineage: Eukaryota; Metazoa; Chordata; Mammalia; Afrosoricida; Chrysochloridae. Bases 42 to 1301 code for a protein of 419 amino acids. The record is from RefSeq and is a predicted model, not a curated record. Gene Ontology annotation, biological process: positive regulation of phosphorylation. Gene Ontology annotation, molecular function: protein binding. The transcript is spliced from 7 exons.